ACUAGCGGUGCACUUGGCAAAUACAUUUCAUCUUAACAAUGGCUAUAGCGCGCGUUGCGACUGAAUAUGUGUUUUCUGAUUUUUUAUUGAAAGAACAGAGUGAAUCUAAGUAUAAAGGCUUGCAGCUGGAACUGGCCACAGACAAACUGGUCAGUUUUAUCGCGGUUGGGCUUCCUUUGUUACUCAUCUCACUCGCCUUUGCACAAGAAGUCUCUGUGGGUACACAGAUCACAUGUUUUCCACCCACUAACUUCACACUGAGACAGGCUGCGUAUGUGGACUCAUUCUGCUGGGCCGCAGUAGAGCAUCACCCUACAGACAAUGGGGCUGAUAGCGCCCCCCUUCAUCUACACAAGUUCUUUCCUUAUAUCCUUCUGCUGGUCGCCGUCCUCAUGUAUAUACCUGCUCUAUUCUGGCGUUUCACGGCGACCCCUUCCCUAUCCUCUGACCUCAGUUUUAUCAUGGAGGAACUUGACCGUUGCUACAACCGUGCCAUCCGUCUGGCCAAGAGCCUCACAUCCCAACAAGACAAAGACACUGCAGAAGACCCACACAGUGGUCUUGAAUUGACUGAAGCUUGUUUUAAGUACCCUCUGGUAGAGCAGUACUUAAAGACAAAACGUUCAUCAUGGGCUUUGGCUGCAAAAUAUCUGCUUUGUCGGGUUUUAACAUUCCUCACUUUACUGCUGGCCUGCUCUUAUCUGACCUACUACAUCCUUUGGGUUUCACACAGUGAUCAGUUCUCCUGUAACCUGCGCAGAGGUAUAUUGGUAAAUGAAAGUGUGGUGCCAGAUGCAGUUCAGUGUAAGCUAGUGGCAGUGGGUGUUUUUCGUCUCCUAAGUUGCAUGAAUCUGGCGGUGUAUUUACUGUUAGUACCAGCUGUGGUGUACGCUGCCUUCCAACCUGCUCGUCAGCACCAGCGUGCUCAGUUCCUCCGUCCAUACCACCUCCUGCCUGCUUUCGGACACGUUCUGGAUUUGCAGCCUUCUACCCGGCGCUAUGAUGACCUCAGCAUCUACCUGCUGUUCUUGGAGGAAAACUUGAGUGAGCUUAAGAGCUACAAAUGUUUGCAGGUAUUAGAGCUGCUGUCGGAAGGAGGGGAAGCCGCGUUUGACACUAUGUGUCUCCUCAGGACUCUAGGACAAGUGAGGACUGACAUGGUGGACAGAAAACAAGCCCAAACUGUCAAUGGAAAUGCAGAGAAAGAAACCUCUGAACUAAAGGAUGUCUCUUCUGUUCUGCUGGAUGAUGGAGUAAGCUGCAGCUGUGUGAAAGAUGGAAGACACAGGGUGGUCUAAUAUAUUACACUAAAAGUGUACAUGCAUGUAAGCAUCUAUAAUCAUCAGGUAAAUUCGUUUUCAAAAGCUGUACUACUGACACAAACUGUUAAAGUCAGACAAAUCACAUUACAAAUAAAUUAGUUUACAUGGAUAUUGAAUGUGAAGGUAAUAUUAUGUAAUGCUUGAAUACAACACUGAGACAAUUUACUAAUUUACUAACUGCAGAACUGAGCUGCAUGUUUUUCUAUGCCUUAAAUUUAUAGAAAUGGAAUGAAUGUUUUUUUUUAUAAAUUCAUCAAGUUAUUAUGAAGUUGAUGAAAUGUUAAGCCCCAUAUUGUAUGCAUUGUGUAAGCAAUGUUACAACAUAUUCUGGGUUUUCAUUUGUAGGUAUUGUUGCAACAAUUAAAUAAUUAUUAGAAAUUAAUAAUUAAAAUGUUACUGAGAAGAAUACUAACAACUAACUUCUGCCAAUAUUGCUUCUUGGUAACAAACACAUUUAAGCAAUUAUUCCUUUCAUACAAAUCAAUUAAAUAACUUUGAAUGUUUUAAAGUUGGAAGUUUACGCAAACAUGCAAAUCUGUGCAUCAUAUAUUAAGAAAAGAUUUUUGAAAUGACUGCAAGUGUAUAAUGUGACUAAAAAUCCAUCAAAGCCAUCUCUUCAUUAAAACCAUUUUAUUGCCAUCUUACAUGCAUCAUGAGCUUGCAAAGUGAAGAAAAUGGGUUUGUUUCCCUGAGGCAAUAUCAUAAAAAAAGGGUUAAGAUAGAAGUGAUUUAUUCAUUUAAUAUAUAAAUGAUGUCUUAUGAUAUGGGUUUUGCUGGGUAAUUUAGGGUGAUGGACUUAACAUAGGCUCCAUUUCAAAAGGCUAACGCCUCAUGUAAUAACACACUACCUACGUAAAAGCAAUAAUCAAAUAUACAAACUGUGAUGAUAGAUGCAAUAUAAAUUAUAUUUCACUGUUAAAUAUUUUGCAGAUUCAGUUUUACACAUUUAUUUGAUAUGGACUUAUUGUUUUAUAUUGUGUCAGAGAUGUUUAUUUUAUAGCUCUUAUUGUAAUUGUUAUCAUGCCUCUUUACAUUUAGAUAUGUUAAAACUGCAUGUUUUCAAAGGUGAGCACUUCAAACAUUGUUUAAAAAAAAGUUGUAAAUAAAUAAAUUUCUUUAAAUGUUCAUUGGUGUUUGCUUAUAGCCAUAAACAUAAGAAGGUGGACUGCAUUCAGGAAAUGUGCUGUAGAAUACAUACUUUUAUUGUAAAAUAAAAAGCACCCCCAUAAAACUGUA
Molecule: messenger RNA, 2558 nt
Organism: Ctenopharyngodon idella (grass carp)
Lineage: Eukaryota; Metazoa; Chordata; Actinopteri; Cypriniformes; Xenocyprididae
Gene: panx1b
Product: pannexin 1b
Exons: 7
Coding region: 39-1298 (419 amino acids)
Biological process (GO): monoatomic cation transport; positive regulation of interleukin-1 production
Molecular function (GO): channel activity
Source: RefSeq, a predicted model, not a curated record